Messenger RNA from Carassius gibelio (silver crucian carp), 3048 nucleotides. Its product is annotated as bone morphogenetic protein 4. Gene Ontology annotation, molecular function: growth factor activity; cytokine activity. The coding region runs from base 143 to 1213 and encodes 356 amino acids. The transcript has 2 exons. Gene Ontology annotation, cellular component: extracellular region. The record is from RefSeq and is a predicted model, not a curated record. Gene Ontology annotation, biological process: SMAD protein signal transduction. Lineage: Eukaryota; Metazoa; Chordata; Actinopteri; Cypriniformes; Cyprinidae.
GUACGUGAAGUUUCAGUGUGGGUGUAGAUGAGCAAUCGUCUCCAGUGGGGCGUGGCCUGUACCUGUAUAAAUGAAAGCAUGUCUGGAAUGUCAUUCAUUGCACUGACCAACACAAAGACAGCACAAACAAAACGAACUUGCCAUGCAGAACUCAAUAGCACAGUGCUUUCUCCUUUCUGUAUGGGCUGUUAUUUUUAGCUCUUGUCUGAGAGAGAGUGCAGCUCAACAGGGGCAUGAGGAAACGUACAAGGGCCUGCAGCUUGAGGCUCUGAAGAGCAUUAUUCUGGAGUACCUCGGGAUGGAUGCGCCACCCGGGCCUGGAGGAAGAGCUUCUCAUCAGGACCUGGUCAGGAUGUACCGUCAGUAUAGGAGAAUGGGACACUUGCUUAAGGGCAACUCCAGUGAGGAACAGGAGCUUCAGCCUGCAAGAAGAGCCUCUACGGUGCUCUUUCCCAAAACAGUACAGCUCCUGAAUUCUUCCGUGGAUUCCCAGAAGCAGUGGUUCAGAGCUGUCUUCUACAAAAACUCACGCAUUAAAACUGGAGUCAACCUCAAACAUGCAAGGCUGCAAAUUAAGAGACCACACACAGACAAAAUCACACCAGGCCAGCCGUGGCUCUCAAAAGACAUUGUGGUUAGAAUGCAUAAACCUCCUGGUUUUCAUACAGAGACUGUAUUUCACGCGGGGGACCUGAGCUCUCGGGAUGUUACGUUGGAUUUGACAUUUGCGGUUAAGAAGUGGCUUAAGGACAGCAGUGCUGAGCUUUUAGUUAUUGAAAUUUGCCUCCUUAAAAAACAAGAAGUGAGUACACAAUCCACGCCUCAGCUUGUUUUACAACUUGACCAAGCAGUGAGGAGACGAAACAAGAGAGCUCUGUCUACUAGAGAGGAAAGCGUUGAUGAUGAAAGUCACUGCAGGCGAAAGUCUUUAAAUGUUUCUUUCAAAGACAUCGGCUGGUCAGACUGGGUUAUUGCUCCCUCGGGCUACACAAUGCACUACUGUGAUGGUUCCUGCCCACACAAUUAUAAACCUGCUAGUAUGCAUACGCAGGUAAAGUCUCGUCUGCAUCUCUUGUCUAAGGGAACAACACCCGGGCCUUGCUGUGUACCAGCUGCAUAUGAGCCAAUGGUUCUCAUGCACUAUGACAGCCGUGGAAAGUUGAAGCUCACGCCUUUCAACGAUUUGAUAGUUAGUAAAUGCCACUGCGCUUGAACAGCACUGGCACUGGUUAUCCACUGAACACUGUAUUCUCAAAAGAGAAGAUGAAAAGGAAGCAAAAUAUCUAGCUGAUAAAAUGCAAAUCAAUUUUAUCACCCCCAUGUGGUUACAUUACUUAGGUUUGGCUUCUUAAGGAAACCAGAUGCGUGCUUUUCUGCAUAACACUGAAAUGGGUACUGUAUUUCCAUGUGAUUGACUUGCUGGAAUAUCAAGUUAUUUAUUGUAAUUUAUUUGAAAUGUUUUUGUACUCGUUUGUUGCUUUGUUGUGAAUGAAUCAAGAAACCUUUUGUAUUUUUGAAAGAAUGUUAAUAAAGUUUAUUGCUUUAAGGAGAUGAAUGGCUGAAUCAUUGGUCACAUUUCAAUGCAACACUUUUGAAUAUAAGAUGAAAAUCCUCACAUACAGUAAUUUAUAAAACCCAAUCAAAGGUUGAGCUGCUAUAAAAUCUCCGGAUGUUGUAAAAAGCUUUAAAUCUAUGUUUAAAUACUAUGAAAUUGUGGAGAAGAGGCCAUCGGAAUGAAUCAUAUGUCUGACUCACUCUGAUCAUAUAACAAUGAGCUAUAAAAUGAGAUCACACUUACGUUUUACAUACGUACGUUUAAAUUACAGUCUUUUACAAUAAUAAUUUACAAUUUCCACCCCCGGUUCUAGAUAAUAUUUCAAGGUGGGUCAUUCCAUAAAUACCCAUAAAAGGUAUUUAUCCGUGUCAAUCAAUAUCCAUAUUUAUCCUGUCUAUAAAGAUAGGUCAGAUCUAACAACUGUAGCCUUGAAAACACACAUAGGUGUCGCUGGCCUUGACCAGAGAGUGAAUGUCCUCUGAAGCAACCACAGCAGAGACCUGAGUUCAUCUGUGACUCAGUUUUUAUAUAAUACUAGUCUCAUUGUAGUCCAUAAAUAUUUGUUGUCUGUUGACCCUGCAAGAUUUUGCUGACUAUAAAUAUUUCUGAGAUGCAUUAUUUGAUGUAUUGUUUUGACGUAAUGUUAUAAUUCACUUGGUAAUGAUAACAAUAAUAUCUGCAAUCAUCACACACCGAGGCAUAAAGCAAUAAACCAUUCCUUGUACUUCUGAUGUCAUUUUACUCACUUCAAAGACGAAGUUAUGGUUCAUAUAUCAAUAAAAUAAAAAAUGUAAUAGGUUUAAAUAUUAUGAAUCAUGUUUAAUAUAAAAAAAGUUGUGAUAUAAACAAGCAUUUGCUAUCUACUUCUUACGCAUGAGGGUAUAGUAGAAUUACAGUAAGGAAAUAUAAUAAAGUAGGCUGUCAAUAGCCUGCUAACACAUAAAAGAUUAAAUAAGUGUCUGUCUCAAACUACUGAAAGGCCCUAGAAAGUCGCUAAAUAAACAUUCUUCAGCCAGGACUGUGGUACUUAUUUUGAGAAUGUGAAAUAUAAUAUUUAAUAUCUAAAUUUUAAUCAUACAUUCCACAUUUAUUAUUUAAUAUUAUAAAAAAUUGGUGACGGUGAUAGCAGCAUGCCGAUAUCAAUCUUUUCCUUCUUUUUUUUUUUUUGACACAGACAUUUUUCACUAAUAUCUUAGGCCUACAGAAAACACCAAGACAGUUAUAUGUCAUAACCAUUUUACUGAAAAAUGAUGGCAUACAUCACAUUAAUGAUUAGCUUGUGCUUUCAAGGCUGCACUUUCUAAAGAUACACUCUCAGAAAAACUCACUAAUAUGUACACUUCAGGUAGGCUACUAUAUACUUAACGUACUACAUGCUUUAACUAAUAUGUACUUUUAAAGUACUAAUAUGUACCUUCAAGGUACUAAUAUGUACCAGUUACAGGUAAAUAAGACACAAAGAAAAAAAAAAUUCUGAGAGUGUACCAGGACCA